CAGUAAGCUGAUCCCUCCCGCAGACCGCGGGCACCAGCGCACCGAAGCUGCGGGCCCUGGCCGCCGAGGCAGCAUGGCCCGGCCCGUGCAACUGGCGCCAGGUUCCUUGGCGCUGGUGCUGUGCAGGCUGGAGGCGCAGGAGGAGGCGGAGGGUGCGGAGGAGCCUGGCGGGCGCGCCGUGUUCCGCGCCUUCCGAAGAGCCAACGCGCGCUGCUUCUGGAACUCGCGGCUGGCGCGCGCCGCCUCGCGGCUGGCCUUCCAGGGCUGGCUGCGGCGCGGGGUGCUGCUGGUGCACGCGCCGCCCGCCAGCCUGCAGGUGCUGCGCGACGCCUGGUGUCGCCGGGCCCUGCGCCCGCCGCGGGGCUUUCGCAUCCUGGCGGUGGGUGAUGUCUUUCCAGUGCAAAUGAAUCCAAUAGCUCAAUCUCAGUUUAUACCUUUGGCUGAAGUUCUCUGCUGUGCUAUAUCUGAUAUGAAUGCUAAUCAGAUUGUAGUAACACAAGAAUCACUGUUGGAACAUUUGAUGAAACAUUACCCAGGCAUUGCAAUUCCAUCUCGAGAUAUUCUUUAUACCACUCUGGGAACUCUCAUUAAAGAAAGGAAGAUUUAUCAUACUGGAGAAGGAUACUUCAUAGUUACUCCUCAGACUUACUUCAUCACAAGUACAACCCCCCAAGAAAACAAGAGAGUUCUGUCAGAUGAAAAUUCCCAGAUGCCAACUUCCAUUACAUAUCUGGUGAACGUGGACAGCUGUGCAGAGUUAGCCAAAGAAAAUGCAGCCCUCAUUUCCCAUUGUCACUCCUGCCGGUGUUUCCAUGAUGUAUGCACUCAGGAUGUACAGGAAUCACCAGCUGCUGCAGAAGUAACUAGCAAAGGGCAGAAAGGUCUUGUGGAAUCCAAAUCUUUGGCACACAAUCAAGCAGUUUCAGUGUCUGAGGAGAGUCACGUCUGUGAGAGUAUCAAACCUUUACCACACACAAAAGACAGAGAAAAAGCCAAGAAGUUUGGCUUCAACCUCUUCUGGCGCAACACAUCCAGAAAGGAGAAGUCCAGAAUACAACACAGCAGUUUCUCUGCCCAGUUCCCACCAGAAGAAUGGCCCGUCCGAGAUGAAGAUAACAUGGACAAUAUCCCUCGAGACAUCGAACAUGAGAUAAUCAAACGAAUUAAUCCCAUUCUAACUGUUGACAACUUAAUCAGACAUACUGUCCUAAUGCAAAAGUAUGAAGAACGAAAAAAAAAUAAUAGCCAGGGUACAUCCACCGAUAUGCCGACACUGAGACAUAAGUAUUCUUCAAAAGUGGGAGUUAAGAAAAGACAGGGCUGGUCUGUAAAACCUCGAAGGCAGGGCCAUUCGCAUAGGGACAGACACAAAGCCAGGGGUCAGGGAAGUGGGCCUCAGCCGGGAAAUGUCAGACUGGAGAAACACCCCAAGCUCCCUGCUACACAGCCUACCUCCAGUAUUAAAAGCCCAAGUGAAGCAGUACUUCAGAAACCACUUGGUGAGAAUCCAUCAGCACUGGGUCCCCAUUUGAUUUACAAAAAGCGAAUCAGUAAUCCUUUCCAGGGUUUGGCUCCCCGAGGGAGCCCAAUAACCAAAGCGCACAGCAUCCAGAAGACCAGUGACUUGGAACCCAGUCAGACUGGACCAAAGGGAAAGCCUUUCGAAAGGUCAAGGUCUUUGGUUUCCUCAAGAAUCUUUGAGAGUGAAGCCAAACAGCUUUAUGGUGAACAGUGUAAUGAUAUACUGAGAGAAGAAUCCGCUUAUGUGAAUCACUCUACUGUCAAAUCUAUCAGCGAUGAUUUUAGAGACCACCUCUUAAAUUACUCUCAAUGUAAUGUUUUACAAAAUGGUAGUAAAUGCUGUUCCUUCAGGGAAAGCAUGUUGAGAUGCGAUGUGUAUGGUGGAGAAAAUGAGGCAAUCCCUGAAGUCUCAAGGAAGAGUUAUUCUCAUUUUGACACAUUAGAAGAGACAGAAGAAACACAGCAUGUCCUGCCAUCUGGAAGGUCCUCUUCUUUAGACCAAGCAUCCUCUGCUUAUAGAUUAGUUGACAAUACAAUAUACCAGUUCCAAAAUCUUGGUCUUUUGGAUUACCCAAUUGGUGCAAAACAUUUGAGACAAACUGAGAGACAAGACCGAGACUCUAAAGAAACUCUGAUGGGAAAGGCAUGUGUCCAAGAAGCACAGACUGUGUGUCUAGAAAAUGAAGGGCUUUCUGAUGAUGACCAGGCCUUGUAUCAGAAUGAAGUGGAAGAUGAAGAUGGGGCCUGCAGUUCACUCUAUCUGGAUGAGGAUGACUUUUCUGAGAAUGAUGACUUAAUUCAGAUGCUGCCUGACCACAUUCAGUUUUCCUUUCCAGAGGGAAACAAGUGGAAUCACUUAGGAAAACAGAAGGUGACUGGAAGGUCUCUGACUGAGUAUGACAGCAACAUACAGAGGUUUGAGCCUCAGGUGCUUAAAGGAAAUGAACAUUACACGCUCACUUACCCCAGUGAAAGCCAAAAACCCAACCUUUCUGCUGAAAACUGUAUCUUCAAUUUAGGAAUCCAGUCUGGUUUUAACUAUGAGGAGGAACCCAGUGUAGCUGAAUGUGUACAGGCCUCAGCGCCUGACGAUGGAAGUAUAUUUGAUUACUACAGCACAGGGAAAGCCACUUCUGAGGCCGAAGCCCUACGAGGCUCCGUUGAUGACACAGGAAAGAAACCAGUUAGCUGGAGUCAAACUGCUCAGAGUCAGGAAAUGAGAAAACAGUUCACACACAAGUUGGAACUCUUCAACACUUCACAUAUGCCAGCGUUGGCUCAGGAUGUCCAACCUGAACACAGUCACUUGGAAGGAACAGAAAAUCAGAGCCUGACAGGAGAUAGUGGAAUAGAUUCUCCACGGACACAGAGUCUGGCAUCUAAUAAUUCAAUCAUUUUGGAUGGACUAAAAAGAAGACAAAAUUUACUGCAGAACUUUGAAGGCACAAAGAGCAGUCAAACACUUACAUCCAGUUCCUUACUACAACUAACUCCAGUGAUAAAUGUUUAAUUCUUAUUGUUUUUGAAACUCAUAAAAAUGUACAGCAUUAAUAUAUAGUGUUUUAAUCAAUUGAGUUUAUAAGAAUUCUCUAAAGCCAAACAUAUAUGUUAUUAAUCCCAUUACAUAUUUUGUUGUAGUUAGCUGGCUUUUUUCCUUUUUUGACAUUGAUUUUUUUGAAGCUUAUUAUAAAUUUAUUGGGGACAUAGUUUAUAAUAAAAAACAUGGAAUAAUU
Messenger RNA from Cervus elaphus (red deer), 3254 nucleotides. RefSeq names its product storkhead box 1 (gene STOX1). The transcript has 4 exons. Gene Ontology annotation, molecular function: DNA-binding transcription activator activity, RNA polymerase II-specific; RNA polymerase II transcription regulatory region sequence-specific DNA binding. NCBI's taxonomy places the organism in Eukaryota, Metazoa, Chordata, Mammalia, Artiodactyla, Cervidae. Bases 74 to 3031 code for a protein of 985 amino acids. Gene Ontology annotation, cellular component: nucleus; cytoplasm. The record is from RefSeq and is a predicted model, not a curated record. Gene Ontology annotation, biological process: positive regulation of transcription by RNA polymerase II.